AUGUCUAGGCAGGGUUCAGCUGUCGAGCGAUUAGCCUCGCUCGCUGGGCACGUCUCGCAGCCAGCUACACCACCUCUGGCGUCAAUUCUACAGAAACAUCCAGACGAUAUCGUGAUUACUUUGGCGCUGCGCACACCGUUGACCAAGGCCAAAAAGGGUGGACUCAAGGAUACCCCGUUGGACGCGAUUGUCGUCAAACUGCUUAAACAUGCUGUCAGUAAGAUGAAUAUGGACCCUGCACUAGUGGAGGAUGUCGCUUUAGCAUAUCAAGUGCGCGCCGCGGUGCUUGCCGCUGGUUUCCCCACUACUACGGCGGCUUAUUCCACCAACCGGUUUUGUGCAUCUGGUCUCAAAGUUGUGCAAGACAUCGCAGAUCAAAUCUCGAAGGGCGGUAUCAGCUGCGGUCUGGCAAUCGGCGCCGAGUCCAUGAGCUUUAGCAAUGAUAGUUUUGAGGAACCCUAUGAUGAAGAAGUUCUCCAAAAUUCCGAUGCUAGAGACUGUAUGCAGCCCAUGGGCCAAACCAGUGGAAACGUUGGUCGAGACUUUGGUAUUUCACGGGAGCUACAGGAUCGCUACCCAUAUGAAAGCUUUAGGAGGGCAGAGAUAGCACAGAAGGAGGGUUGGUUGGAUGAUGAGAUCGUCCCAAUCACAACGACUGUUACGAACAAAGAAGGUGUGCGGCAGACGGUAAUGCUCACAAAAGACGAAGGACCACGUUGGGGUACAACAUAUGAAGCCCCAAGCAAGAUACGACCUGCCUUCAAGGAGUUUGGAGAUCGCAGCACUGGAGGUAACUCGAGCCAGGUUACCGAUGGAGCCGCUGCCACACUCCUGAUGAAACGCAGUAUGGCAGAGCGACUCGGACAACCUAUUCUAGCCAAAUUUGUCGGCGCGACAGUAGCUGGCCUCGCCCCUCGCAUUAUGGGCAUUGGCCCAUCAAUUGCCGCCCCUAAACUGCUGAAUAAGUUCAACCUCAGGAUCGACGAUAUUGACAUUAUCGAAUUAAAUGAAGCCUUCGCGUCUAUGGCUAUUUAUUGCAAGGAUAAGUUGGGCAUCGAUCACAAUAAGAUGAACGUUCGUGGAGGAGCUAUAGCACUCGGCCAUCCUCUUGGAGCAACAGGUGUGCGCCAGAUCGUAACAGGCCAGGGCAUGGCUGGCUUGUUCAUCAAUGAGCAGCUAUAG
Molecule: messenger RNA, 1182 nt
Organism: Lithohypha guttulata
Lineage: Eukaryota; Fungi; Ascomycota; Eurotiomycetes; Chaetothyriales; Trichomeriaceae
Exons: 5
Coding region: 1-1182 (393 amino acids)
Biological process (GO): phenylacetate catabolic process; fatty acid beta-oxidation
Cellular component (GO): peroxisome
Molecular function (GO): acetyl-CoA C-acyltransferase activity
Source: RefSeq, a predicted model, not a curated record